Oryza sativa Japonica Group (Japanese rice) is the source of this 763-nucleotide messenger RNA. RefSeq names its product vegetative cell wall protein gp1. The record is from RefSeq and is a predicted model, not a curated record. NCBI's taxonomy places the organism in Eukaryota, Viridiplantae, Streptophyta, Magnoliopsida, Poales, Poaceae.
AGCAUCAACUCCUAGCUUCACAGCCUCACAAGCAUCACCUCACAUCAAAAGAAACACAGUAGCCUUCCAGAACACACAAAAACAACAGUCACUUACCAUGGCUUCUUCUGGUUGUCAUCUUCUGGUUCUGCUCCUGGCCUUCUCAGCCUUCCAUUGCAGCUACGCAGCUCGUCAUCUUUUGGACACAGCAGCUGCAGCUGCAGCACCAGAGGCAGCCCCAGCUCAGCCCUCCAUGCCAACAGUUCCAACCACGCUGCCUCCGAUACCUUCCAUACCUGCAGUCCCCAAGCUGACAGUGCCCCCAAUGCCAUCUGUUCCUAUCCCAAAGGUUACCAUUCCCCCAACAGCCGCUGGCACAAUUCCAUCUCUUCCAAUUCCGGCCAUUCCGACCACCAUACCAACCAUUCCUACAGUUCCUGUUACCCUGCCACCAAUGCCCUCAAUCCCAACCACUAUUCCAUCCAUUCCCACCACAAUCCCGACGACGAUCCCUACCAUUCCCGGGUUCCAGAUGCCACCAAUCCCAUUCAUGUCCUCACCUCCCAAAACCACUAGCCCCUGAAGUUCUUCAAGAGGAUGAGACUGAUAUUCAUGGUUACUAGUCAGGGAUUUGGUUAGGCAUAUGUUGCCAUCAUAUCAGUGUGUACAUUUAUUUGUGUUCUGUUAUUGGAGUUAUACUGGCUUGCAUUGGUGUGAUUGUAAAUGCAGCUAGGCAGUUGUACUAUCAUGUUUGUGAAUAAAUCAUUUCUUGGUUUGCAUAACA